UCCUAAAGAAUAUUCUUACAUAUAAUAAAGAAUUCCCAUUUGAUGUUCAGCCUGUCCCAUUAAGAAGAAUUUUGGCACCUGGUGAAGAAGAGAAUUUGGAAUUUGAAGAAGAUGAAGAAGAGGGUGGUGCUGGAGCAGGGUCUCCUGAUUCUUUUCCUGCUAGGGUUCCCGGUACUUUAUUACCAAGGUUGCCAUCAGAACCAGGAAUGACGUUACUCACUAUCAGAAUUGAGAAAAUUGGUUUGAAAGAUGCUGGGCAGUGCAUUGAUCCCUAUAUUACAGUUAGUGUAAAGGAUCUGAAUGGCAUAGACUUAACUCCUGUGCAAGAUACCCCUGUGGCUUCAAGAAAAGAAGAUACAUAUGUUCAUUUUAAUGUGGACAUUGAGCUCCAGAAGCAUGUUGAAAAAUUAACCAAAGGUGCAGCUAUCUUCUUUGAAUUCAAACACUACAAGCCUAAAAAAAGGUUUACCAGCACCAAGUGUUUUGCUUUCAUGGAGAUGGAUGAAAUUAAACCUGGGCCAAUUGUAAUAGAACUAUACAAGAAACCCACUGACUUUAAAAGAAAGAAAUUACAAUUAUUGACCAAGAAACCACUUUAUCUUCAUCUACAUCAAACUUUGCACAAGGAAUGAUCCUGACAUGAUGAACCUGGAACUUCUGUGAAUUUUACCACUCAGUAGAAACCAUCAUAGCUCUGUGUAGCGUAUUCACCCUUCAACAGGCAGGAAGCAAGCCGUACCCAGACCAGUAGGCCAGAGGGAGUCCAAUGCAAAGCUGUACCACAGAAUUCAAAGUCCAGCACAUCACUGACAUAUAGGGCUCCUUUGGAUACAGGUUUAUUGUAGAUUUUGAAACAUGUUUUUACUUUUCUAUUAAUUGUGCAAUUAAUAGUCUAUUUUCUAAUUUACCACUACUCCUACCCUGCUUCCUGGAACAAUACUGUUGUGGGUAGGAUGUGCUCAUCUUCAGACUUAAUACAGCAAUAAGAAUGUGCUAGAGUUUACACAUCUGUUCACUUUUGCUCCAGUAUGCUCUUUUGACUUAACUUCAAGCUUUGGGUUGAUGUGGGUAGGGUAGUGUCAAACUGCUUUAAGAGGAAUUGGACCAGUUCUGCGGCCUAAGAAGGUCUGUCUGGAUGUUUAUAGGCAGCUCCUCUGAAGUGGCCUAAAUUCACCCUGAUCUGAUAGUUUUCCUGCUUAGAAAGUGUGCCUUGGCCAGAUCAGUAUCCCAUAUGGGAGUGUUCCCUAGGUUGUAGCUGUGAUUGUUUCCAGAUGACCAGAUUGUUUUUCUGAAAAUGAGCAUAUUUUUAGUCAUGUUGAUUAGCUGUUCUUCUACAUCACAUUGUUACUCUUUCUGAUGAUGAUUCUAGGGUUAACAUUGGAACCAUCUCAAAGUAAUUACAAAUUUUUAGAUGGGUUUACAAUGUCUUCUAAACAUGUAAUCUAAAAAUAAUUGAGUCAGAUGCUAACGAGAUACUGCAGGCAUAACUGCUGUUUUUCUGACAACUGAUUGUGAAACCUUAAAACCCGCAUACCUCUUCUUAUAGUGAGGAGUAUGCAAAAUCUGGAAAGAUAUUCUAUUUUUUUUAUAUAGGUAGAUAGGAUCGCCAUUUAUUUCCUAUUUAGAUAUACUGACAUUCAUCCAUAUGAAAAUAUGCAGGUCAUUAGCUUACUAUAAUUUGACUAUUUACUUUUGACUUAAUGGGGCAUAAAUAAAACUUUCAUAGUACACAUGAGGUGGAUAUUUGAUACACAGAACAUUUGUGGUGGGCUUUCUGUGGGUUAGAUGUAAAGCCCACAUAUUUUAAUAUUCACUAUUUUAAAUGAGCAAUGCAUGAGGGGAAUGCAGUGUCAGUACCUGGCCUAUUUUUAAACUAGUGUAAUCACCCUAGUCAUACCAUUCAGUAUGUUUGCUUUUAAAAUAAGUAACCACAAUUAAGUUGUUUUAGCCCUUGCACUUCAAGAGAUCUAGUCUUUACUUUCAGUUGUCUGUUAGGUCCAUUCUAUUUACUAGACGGAUGUUAAUAAAAACUAUGUGAGCCUGAACGAAUUCUCGGCCAAAUUUAGUCUUGUCUCUCAUCUUGAUUGGAUUAAUUCCAAAUUCUAAAAUGAGUCAGUCCACAAUAGCUCUAAGGGAUGAAGAAUUUGCCUUACUUUAUUGUUCACUCAGUUCCUAAGACUGUGAGUUGUCAAAUCCCUAGACUGUAAGCUCUUCAAGGAGCAAGAAGCGCAUUUUCUCCGUGUCAUGUAAUUUUUCUAAGGUGCUUGGCAGCACUCUGUACCCUGUGGAGUACUCAGUACCUUUUGUUUGAUGUUGCUGACAAGACCUAAAAAACAAUCCCUUAAAAAAAAAAACGAUUAAAAUGUAGCAAAACCGA
Messenger RNA from Mandrillus leucophaeus (drill), 2377 nucleotides. Its product is annotated as axin interactor, dorsalization-associated protein. The annotation marks the transcript as partial. Gene Ontology annotation, molecular function: phosphatidylinositol binding. NCBI's taxonomy places the organism in Eukaryota, Metazoa, Chordata, Mammalia, Primates, Cercopithecidae. Gene Ontology annotation, cellular component: membrane. Gene Ontology annotation, biological process: determination of ventral identity. The record is from RefSeq and is a predicted model, not a curated record. The transcript is spliced from 6 exons.